Colletotrichum phormii is the source of this 952-nucleotide messenger RNA. RefSeq lists its product as uncharacterized. The record is from RefSeq and is a predicted model, not a curated record. The coding region runs from base 32 to 505 and encodes 157 amino acids. NCBI's taxonomy places the organism in Eukaryota, Fungi, Ascomycota, Sordariomycetes, Glomerellales, Glomerellaceae. The transcript has a single exon.
CAGCCGCUGCCAUUCUCAUGCAUCCACUAGCAUGGUCAUUGGCCCCGCUGCCGCAGUCACCCUACCGACUCCAGAAUCCUACUGCAAAAGUGAUCCGCUAGCUAAGCAAGCAAGGACGACAACAAUUCCCCGAAAGCAGCACACCUUGAUUCAACUCUAUUACAUCCCCGUUUUGGGACUUGGAGUUUUGCCCACCAACGCCUCUCAGAGUCCUCUUUGUCAUUUACUUCAUGAACCCGACAGACUGGAUGAAGGCGUUCACAGCUGUUUGCGCGGACCGAGACAUGAUCCAGCCCUUGUUUUCACCGUCGAGGGAAUGGCCUUCAGCAGAAGCAGCAAACAUCAUCGUCGUCAGGGUCCACUAUCGCAAGGAUCCCCACUGGGCAACAAAAGAGCUUUCUGUCCCAUCCCACUAUUCACCAACGAACUUCAACCCGCAUCCGGCGAGACAUGUUCAGCCAGCGCACAUGGCAGCCUCCUGCUUCAUCGACAACCAGAAACCUAACGGGCACAGCCUCCACAAAGUGCCUCGAUCCUCCCCGUCGCAGGAUGCUAGAGGCACACUUCCCGCCGGUUUCUAUCAGGUCUCUGUCCGCUCAAGGUGUAGUGCCCACCAUCGUGCUCCCGCAAGCUUCAGGUCCCCGAGACACGCACCACGUCCCUGGGACCGGUAUCUGUCUGUUUGCGUUUCUGCUUCUCGUUGGAUUUUGCACGCCCUCCAUGUGGGAAAAUUGAGUAGCCUCAAGCCCCGCGGCGCCUUGAACUCGCCCCGCGCGCACCGCGUAUUCUUCUCUCGUUCCCAGGUCCCCGGUCGAAAGUCUCCCGUUUGCGGCAUCGCCGGUGACGUGCGGAAAACUUCUUCGUCGCCUUCUAGCGUCUUUCUACUGGCCGCACCGUCACUUUUCUCAGGCACACGUACGCUCGCAGCCUUUUCUUUUCCCCUCGAGUCCGG